Oenanthe melanoleuca is the source of this 1406-nucleotide messenger RNA. RefSeq names its product UBX domain protein 6 (gene UBXN6). Gene Ontology annotation, cellular component: cytoplasm. The record is from RefSeq and is a predicted model, not a curated record. Bases 91 to 1386 code for a protein of 431 amino acids. NCBI's taxonomy places the organism in Eukaryota, Metazoa, Chordata, Aves, Passeriformes, Muscicapidae. Gene Ontology annotation, molecular function: protein binding. The transcript is spliced from 11 exons.
GGGCCGGAAGCGCGGGGGGGGCGCGGCCGCCCCGUUCCCCGGUCCCCGUUCCCCGCUCCCGUCCCGGCCCGGUCCCGGCCCGGCACCGCCAUGCGCAAGUUCUUCCAGGAGAUCAAGGCCGACCUCAAGUUCAAGACGGCGGGGCCCGGGCAGAAGCUCUCGGAACCGUCCCGGGCCCCCCGGGAGAAGCCGAGGGCCGAGGUGGCCCCGAAGCCCCGCCAGGCCCCGACCGAUGAGGCGCAGCGGGCGGCGGCCGCGGCGCUGGCCCGGCUGGAGCUGAAGCCCAAGGGAAAGGCUCCGUCCUCGCAGGAGGCCAUCAAGAACCAGGUGAGGAAAGAGCUGAUGGCCGAGGCAGCUGCCAGCGAGAAGGGGCUCCCCGUGGAGGAAAAGCAGCAGGAGGAGGAAGGGGUGGCUGCUCCCUCUGUCUCGGGGGUUUAUUUCAUCUGCCCCUUGACCGGUGUCGUUGUGAGGAAGGACCAGAAGGAGAAGCAGCUCCGAGAAGCCAUCCAGGCAUAUUUCUCUGUGGAUCCAGUGGCUGCUUCCAUCAUGGAGAUCCACACCUUCAACAAGGACCGGGAGAAGGUCCGGCUGUGCGUGGAGACCAUGGCCAAGUACCUGGAUAACAUCUAUCUCCAUCCAGAGGAGGAGAAAUACCGGAAAAUCAAACUGCAGAACAAGGUGUUUCAGGAAAGGAUAAGCUGCUUGGAAGGGACACACAAAUUUUUCCAGGCUGUCGGGUUUGAGACCAAAACACUGCCUGUUCCAGGACAAGACACCACGGAGGAGUUCUACGUGCUGAAGGAGGAGAUGCUGAGCAGGCUGGAGGAUCUGAAGGACAGCAAGGAGCAGCUGCUGAGCUCGGAGCCCGUGCGGGCGCAGCUGCACCGGCAGCUGACGCUGUUCCGGCCGUCGCCCGCGGCCGCGCGCUUCGAGCUGCCCCGCGACUUCUUCAACCUGACGGCCGAGGAGCUGCGCAGGGAGCAGCGGCUGCGGACAGAGGCGGUGGAGAAGGCGGCGAUGCUGAGGACCAGAGCCAUGCGCGAGAAGGAGGAGCAGAGGGAGAUGAGGAGAUACAAUUACACCCUGCUGCGGGUGCGCUUCCCCGAUGGAUACAUCCUGCAAGGGACUUUUUAUGCCCGGGAAUCAGUAUCUGUGCUCUACAACUUUGUGAGAGAAGCACUCACAGAUGACUGGCUGCCCUUUGAGCUCCUGGGACCUGGAGGUCUCAAACUGACUGAUGAGAACUUGGCCUUCAAUGAAUGUGGGUUGGUGCCCUCGGCGCUGCUGAGCCUGGCCUGGGACGCGGCGGUGACGGCGCAGGCGGCAGAGGAGCAGCGCAGCCCCCUCAGGCCAGAGCUGCUGGCCGGGGCCCAGAGCCUCUCCUGAAAUAAAGGGCAGUGCCUCCA